Pieris brassicae (large cabbage white) is the source of this 595-nucleotide messenger RNA. Its product is annotated as dynein light chain Tctex-type 5-like. Gene Ontology annotation, biological process: microtubule-based movement. Lineage: Eukaryota; Metazoa; Arthropoda; Insecta; Lepidoptera; Pieridae. The coding region runs from base 115 to 555 and encodes 146 amino acids. Gene Ontology annotation, molecular function: dynein intermediate chain binding. The transcript has 3 exons. Gene Ontology annotation, cellular component: cytoplasm; cytoplasmic dynein complex. The record is from RefSeq and is a predicted model, not a curated record.
UAGUAAAAUCAGCUUGGUUACGAUUUAUAACUUGCGAAAGGAGCCAUAAUAUAAGAAAUUAGUUUAAUAAAAAAAUUUAUUUAAUUAAAUUUGAAUUCAAAUUAAACUUUUAUAAUGGCGAACAGAAAAAAUACAAAGGAUUCUCUGCGUAUGAGUUUCGGCUUUGGGCGUCGACCAAGCGUCAAACAAAAAAUGGUAAGAACCUACCAACCAACGUACCAGUUAAAACCAAGAAAACAUUUCAGCACCGAAGUAGUUGCGAAAAUAUUAAAACGUAUUGUUGAUUCCGAAUUGGAGGAGAUAGAGUAUAGUGAAAAGGCGGUUCCUGACCUCUGCUCUAGCUUAGCUGAAAAUAUACGCAAUGCGGUUAAAGAAGAAAGUUAUGACAGAUACCGUAUAUUAGUGCUGGUAACAAUUGGUCAACGCCGACAACAAAGUGUCAACAUGUUCCAUUCAUUCUUGUGGGAUCAUGAGCGAGAUGCUUUUUCCUCAUACAAUUAUGAAAACUGUCACCUCUAUGCUAAUGUUGUGGUCUAUGGCAUAUACUUGGACUAAAUUGGUUGUGAAGAAAAUUUAAUAAACUGAAGGUAUUUUA